This is a messenger RNA of Rotaria sp. Silwood1, 207 nucleotides long. Lineage: Eukaryota; Metazoa; Rotifera; Eurotatoria; Philodinida; Philodinidae. The record is from the annotation of a GenBank genome assembly.
AUGGCUUAUGCAACUAUUCAUGUUAACAUUUCUACAGAAGAAACAGUUGUUUGGAAUGUUAUACCAGGAGAAGAAUAUGAUGGAAACUCUGAUUCAAAACUUGAAUUAAACUGUCAAAAACAACCUCGCAAUAAUCUUCAUUGUACUUAUGAUGUUAUUUCUCGUCAUGAUAAUGCUAUUGUCGACGAUACAAAUCGACUACAAUAA